Messenger RNA from Pocillopora meandrina, 1695 nucleotides. NCBI's taxonomy places the organism in Eukaryota, Metazoa, Cnidaria, Anthozoa, Scleractinia, Pocilloporidae. The record is from the annotation of a GenBank genome assembly.
AUGGCGCAGAAGUUGGUAAACUUUGGACAGAAAAUUGCGACGGCAACGCCUCGUUUGGUCACUAGAAUAUCAUUUCUAGCCCUUGGUAAGAAAUCAAAGUAAUUUUUUGCUAUUUUAAUCAUUCUUUUCUUCUUCUAGAUCUCUUUUUUCUACCUUAUUUGUUUAUGUAAUCUUGUAACGAAAAGACCAGCUAUCGGUGGGCUGAUAUUCGACUUACUGUUAAAACUUUGUGGUGAAUACUAUUGCAAGAAAUCUGUUGUAAUAGUUUUCACCGUUAAGUAAAUUGAAUGCAAUGUAACAUAAGCGAUGGUUAGAGGAGCAAAUUGGUGAAAGUGAUCCAAAACGUAAGAGAUCAAAUCGAAGGCUGAAGGUCUAGCUUCGUAGUGUGGCUGUAUUUCUCACCUAUUUAAGAAGUUGUUUUAAUUGUUUGUGUAAAUCUAAUUCCUACUUUGAGAUAUUUAUUGCAAUUUAUCGCUCUCGAAAGCAGUCUUAGUGUUUUCGUUUUGCAAGAUAAAUGUGAUUUAGCCUGUUCGCUUAACCAAUACUCAUUUUGAUGACAAUAUAUAUUCGGCCACUAAAAACGUUUUGGAAGGGAAAUGUUUAGAUUGUGAAGAUACGAGUUUUGUAAUCUUUUAAAAAGUUAUAAUCUGGCGAAGUAUUUUCUGAAGAAAGGAUCUUCUGAAAAAUUACAAUCUGGCAAAGUAUUUUCUGAAGCAAGGAUCUUUUGAAAAAUUACAAUCUGGCAAAGUAUUUUCUGAAGUAAGGAUCUUUUGAAAAAUUGCAAUCUGGCAAAGUAUUAUAUGAAGCAAGAAAAGUAGCAGGAAUAUGUGAAAAUGUUGAACUCAGCUAAUUUUGUGAGUAGAAGGAAAACUAACUCAAAAUUGGUUUUUGCCAUAGAACAUAAGGUUCCCUUUCUACAAAAUUUGUUACUCUUUCCCUCUCAUUCUUGAUUUAGCUGUCCCAGUGCCACUGUGUUGGAAUAUUACAUGGUAACGGCCAAUAGUUACAACAAGAAAUUUUAGUUUUAAAAACUAUUUUUUUUUAGAUAUAGGUGUUUUAAUUGGCUUAGUGUUUUUUGCAAAACAUUUUCCUAAGGGAAUGAGGAAAGAAUAGUAAUAAGAUUUUACAUUUGUAAUAAGUGUGUGACACCUUACUGUUUACAUUCAUUGUUGACAUUGCAUCUCACAGUCUUGUUUGAUUUUUUUGAAUGUUGUAUGAACUGUACUGUAAUUGUACUGUCUGUUUCUAUAUUUCUGACCUCAGUUUGUUGAAAAAUGUCUAUGUAAAAACAGCUGGAAGUGGUCUGUUUUUUUUAUGGUAAUAAACAAGUGGCUGAUGAAGGCUGAGGUGUGAUCAGAAGCUAGUUUUGUUUAAUUAUUUUAGACCUUGCAAAAAUUACUGUUUAUUUAGAUAACAGAUUGUCUUUUACACCCAGAUGCUGCUAAGAAAGCACAGCCCCCUGUUAUGACUUUCUUGAAUAAUGCCAAAGUGGAGAUGCUUCCUCCAAAGCCAUCAGACUGGCCAGCCAUCAGGAAAAGCUUUCUUGGUCUGAAAGAGUCUGCCAUGAAGGGCAAGUUCCUUGAUGUUACAGUUAAGGAGGCUGCUGCAAAUACUUUGGUUGCUGUGGAGAUUGCCUUCUGGUUUUAUGUUGGUGAAGUCAUAGGAAGACGAAGCCUGAUUGGUUAUGAUGUGUGA